UGCGCCCGCGGUCCGCCCUCUCCUCCCCGCCUUGGGUGGUGCCGCUGCCUCGUCCCCGCUCGCAGGCUCAGGGCGGAGGCGGCCGGCGCUCCCGCAGCAGCCGCGAUGCAGGCCAUCAAGUGUGUGGUGGUGGGCGACGGUGCUGUAGGUAAAACAUGCCUGCUCAUCAGCUACACAACCAAUGCAUUUCCUGGAGAGUAUAUACCCACCGUUUUUGACAACUACUCUGCCAAUGUAAUGGUUGAUGGCAAACCAGUCAAUCUGGGUUUAUGGGACACAGCUGGUCAAGAGGACUAUGACAGACUACGUCCACUCUCCUACCCACAAACAGUUGGAGGAACCAAUGGUAAGAAUAUAUCUUCCAGUCUGACAGAUGAACCUAUUGCCGAUGUCUUCUUAAUCUGCUUUUCCCUCGUGAGCCCAGCUUCCUUUGAAAAUGUCCGUGCUAAGUGGUAUCCUGAGGUGAGGCACCAUUGUCCCAACACCCCCAUCAUUCUCGUGGGCACCAAACUCGACCUUCGGGAUGACAAGGACACCAUUGAGAAGCUGAAGGAGAAGAAGCUGACUCCCAUCACCUACCCACAGGGCCUUGCCAUGGCCAAAGAGAUCGGCGCAGUGAAAUACCUGGAAUGCUCAGCACUCACGCAGAGAGGCCUCAAGACAGUGUUUGAUGAAGCCAUUCGAGCAGUGCUGUGCCCCCCUCCUGUAAAGAAGAGGAAGAGAAAAUGUCUGCUGCUGUAAACAUCACCCUCCCCCACCCCAUCAACCCUGUGCUUUGCUCAAACAAUGGAGCAUUCACAUGCCAAGUUUUUCUGUUAUAAAUUAGUUCUCUACCAUAAAUUCAUGAACCAGUUGACAAUUUCAUGGUUUCAUUUGUUUAAAGUAUGAUCGUUACCUUGCAUUCUUCUAAGAGCAAACUCCUGAAAAGACACACCUAUGUGAAGCCUUAUUUUUAAAAUCCUCUUCUUGCUCAAUUAAGUGUUGCCAAACUUAUCUGCUGAACUAAGUUGCUUUGUUGUGCUACGAACACUAAGCACUAAACUGUUUUUUAAAGAUUCUUCUUGAAAAUGACUCUAAUUUCUGGUAGGAAAUGCAAAAUCUUUCUAGUUUUUCACAGUAAGUAACAGUACCGGGAAUGAGCAGAACACUGAGCUCUGACGUGUUUUGUUAUUCAAUGUUUUCUCAGUGCAGCCACUGCCUGUGGUGGGUGUUGAACCCCAGCCCCUGGCAGUGACUGACACCCCUGAGUCACAGUGUAAAUGCUUUAUCAUUGGUAAGGGCUUGGUUGCAAUCUAGUUCUUGCUGCUGUGAUUUAAAAAAAAUAAAUAACUAUUCUUACUGAAGUGUAUCUAGUCCUUUUGACAGCAUUGUGUUGUGAUGGGUAAAUGGAAUAUUGGGUUGGAUCAGACAAUAGUGCCAGACAGUAUUUGACACUGUACAGAUGACUUACACUACACUGCCAGGGUAGCUCAGCCACCAUUUUCCCAGAGGUGCAGUAGUGGAGAGAGGUUGGUGUUCAUAGGUAAAUUCCUUUGAAUUUCAAGUAGGGCAUUCAUGUAGGUUCAAUUCUGGACCAGUCAUUCCCACUUUUAUGUAGUAAAUGCUUUUCUUGUAGAAUCUCUUCUUACUGAGCAAUAUAACUUGUAUUUUAAAAACCUUUCUCAUGAUAGAAAUUUGCUUUCUUUUUCUUUUAUAGAGUAGAAUGUUCAAGCAUAUCCUUAUUUUCCCAUUAUUUCUGACCCAGUAAGUUAUGCUUUCUGAGCUUUUAGUCUUAUUAACUAGGUGUAAAAAUCAUGUGAAGCAGCUUUAGACAUUUUAGUAAUUUUUAUAUUUUAAACCUCUUGUAAACAACAAACCUUCUCAAGUGUCACUAUUUGCAAGAUCCCCCCCAGUGUAACAUGACUAAUGCAGACAAGUGUUCUCUGUCACUCCAUGUGCAGCAUAGAUUGUAACGGUAACGGGUCUGUGAGGUUCUGUAAUUAGUGCUAAUGUUCUGUACCUUCUAAACUGGCAGGAAUAUGAUGUUGAACUACACCCUUUCAACCACUAAAGCAAAAUUUAAAAGUUGCGAAAUUGUGAAGUUUUUACAUUGAUCUUUUGCUAAUGCAAUUAGCAGAAUGUUUUGCAUGUAAGAAUUAAUAAAUCCUUGAAUCACA
Molecule: messenger RNA, 2156 nt
Organism: Chiroxiphia lanceolata (lance-tailed manakin)
Lineage: Eukaryota; Metazoa; Chordata; Aves; Passeriformes; Pipridae
Gene: RAC1
Product: Rac family small GTPase 1
Exons: 7
Coding region: 106-741 (211 amino acids)
Biological process (GO): regulation of actin cytoskeleton organization; regulation of cell shape; actin filament organization
Cellular component (GO): dendritic spine; cytoskeleton; cytoplasmic vesicle
Molecular function (GO): GTP binding; protein kinase binding; GTPase activity
Source: RefSeq, a predicted model, not a curated record